AUGGCACAUAUACCCGAAAUCGCGACCUCGGUAGAGAGGGAGAGUACUACCAUAGAAGUGCUUAAGGAUGAGGAGAAGGACCCAGAAAAGAUAAACGAAACCGCCAUUAGCGACAAGAGCAGUGUCGCCGACGGCGAGGUUCACGAAGAUGCGGCUCCAGAGUACACCGAAGAACAAUACAAGCAGCUGAAGAAGAAGGCCGAUAGAUAUCUACUUCCGCUGAUGUGGCUCUGCUAUGGCAUCCAGCAGACAGACAAGACGUCGAUCGGAACACAGGCUACCUUUGGUCUGAGAACAGAUACCGGACUUCAGGGGCAGCAGUACUCGUGGCUCACGACCAUCUUCUAUAUCACCUACAUGAUCUUCGAGUUCCCGUCCAACAUCAUCCUACAGCGCUACCUCAUGGGCCGUACGCUAUCGUGCUACAUGAUUUGCUGGGGCGUCGUCGUGCUGUGUAUCGGGUUCGCCCAGAACUUUACGCAGCUCAUCACACUGCGCGCUCUGCAGGGAAUGUUCGAGUGCUGCAUCUCGCCCGGUUUCAUCCUCGUUGUCGGGAGUUGGUACACGACUCGCGAGCACGCGUCCCGAUCCCUCGUCUUCCAGAGCGCAAACGCCGGCUUCGGUAUCAUUGCGCACCUGAUCCUGUACGGCAUCGGUUCGUUACAAUAUUCGCGCGGUCCCCAGUUUCAGGCUUGGAGAUAUAUGUCUUAUUUCCUUGGGAGCUUGACAAUCCUGGUAGGUUUUCUGUGCCUGUUCCUGCUUGGCACGCCGUCCGAAGUACGGUGGCUGUCGCCUGAGGAGAAGAAGAUAGCGAACGCGCGGAUCAGAACGAAUAACACGGGACACGACCGUACUGGUAUCAAGAAGUGGAAGUGGAAGCAAGCGCGCGAAUGCUUAGUCGACCCAACUUUUUGGUUUGCCGGACUCAACGCAUUCCUAAGCUCCGUGCCUAAUGGGGGUAUCACGACAUUCAGUGCUAUCAUCAACACCAACGCUGGGUUUACAAAUCUACAGGUAAUCCUGCUCGACAUACCACGUAGCUUAGCGUCUGUUCUGUGGUUCGUCUUGAUCGGCAUCAUUGUGAGCAGGAAGCAGAACCUACGGAUGUACUUCAUGAUGGCUUCCGUUGUUCCACCGGUGGCGGGCUUUAUCGUAAUGGCUACACUACCGAACGAGCCUCAGUACAAAUGGGCCAAAUGGGCAGGCUACUUCAUUACCGUGCCAUGCGUCGUGGGCCUCUUCCUAGCCUGGACCCUUAUCCCUUCGAACAUCGCCGGGCGAACUAAGCGAACGCUGACCUCGUCGUUUACCUUUGUCGGUUACUGCGUGGGCAACAUGGUCGGAUCGCAGAUCUUCCUUGCCAAGGACUCCCCACGAUAUGUCCCCGGAACCGUCGUAUGCGCCACCUGUUUCGCGCUGGAGUUCUUCCUGAUCGUCGCGUGGCGCGUCCUCCUCGUGCUGCGCAACCGCCGACGAGAGAAGGAGCUGCGGGACCAAGGGGUUACCGAGGAGCAGAGAGUGGAGAGGGGCAAGGAGCUUGGGGAGCAGGACUAUACCGAUUUUGAGAAUCCUUACUUCCAAUACACGAUGUAA
Messenger RNA from Hypoxylon fragiforme, 1593 nucleotides. Its product is annotated as MFS general substrate transporter. The record is from RefSeq and is a predicted model, not a curated record. The coding region runs from base 1 to 1593 and encodes 530 amino acids. The transcript has 11 exons. Gene Ontology annotation, molecular function: transmembrane transporter activity. NCBI's taxonomy places the organism in Eukaryota, Fungi, Ascomycota, Sordariomycetes, Xylariales, Hypoxylaceae. Gene Ontology annotation, biological process: transmembrane transport. Gene Ontology annotation, cellular component: membrane.